AUAGCUGACGGCUGUUUCGGUUAGUAGAUCCAUGGUGCUGCUGCUGAGCAGAAAAUUAGCGAAAAGAUUUGUAAAUUUGGCACCACCGGGACCAGUAAUUCUUCAGUGGAACAUAAAUCUUGUAAGAGGAAUAAACGCGUUUAAGGACCUACACACUAAGUGCAGCUUUGGGCAGCAGCCAUGUCAGGCACCUAUGAUGACUCCAUGAUCGACGUCUCCAGUGACAGUUUCUGGGAGGUUGGAAACUACAAGCGCACAGUGAGACGGGUAGACGAUGGCAGUCGGCUCUGCACAGACCUCAUGAACUGCAUUCAUGAGCGGGCACGUAUUGAAAAGGCCUACGCACAGCAGCUCACAGAAUGGGGAAAGCGUUGGCGGCAACUUAUAGAGAAGGGUCCUCAGUAUGGCACUUUGGAGCGAGCGUGGGCUGCUCUAUGUACCGAGGCAGAGAAAGUGAGCGAGCUUCACAUGGAGGUGAAGGCAGCAUUGAUGGGAGAAGACUAUGAGAAGCUGAAGAACUGGCAGAGAGAGUCUUAUCACAAACAGAUGAUCGGUGGCUUCAAAGAGACUAAAGAGGCUGAGGAUGGCUUCCGCAAGGCUCAGAAACCCUGGGCUAAGAAACUCAAAGAGGUGGAGACUUUGAAGAAGGUGUACCACACUGCCUGCAAGGAAGAGAAGCUGGCAACCAGCAGGGAGACUAACAGCAAACUGGAGAGCAACAACAACCCUGAAGUCCAAAAGAAACUCCAGGAAAAGGUGGAGAAGUGUCAGCAGGAGGUGCAAAAGACUAAAGAACGCUAUGAGAAAUCCCUUCAGGAGCUUGAAAAACUGAACCCUCAGUACAUGGAGAACAUGGAGCAAGUAUUUGAACAGUGGCAGCAAUUUGAAGACAAACGCAUUUGCUUUUUCAAAGAGGUGCUGCUGGAAGUUAAGCAGCACCUGGACCUCUCAUCCAAUCACAGAUAUCGGGAAGUUUACCAAACACUGGAAGACACAAUCUCUGGUACUGAUGCUGAAGAGGACCUAAAAUGGUUCCGGUCCAAUCAUGGUCCUGGAAUGCCAAUGAACUGGCCCCAGUUUGAGGACUGGUCCGUAGACUUGAACCGCACCUUGAGCAGACGAGAAAAGAAGAAGCCAUCGGAGGGCAUCACAUUGACAGGCAUCAGUCCAGCUGGGUCAGACCAGCCUGUUCAGCCUGCCAAGACCAGCAGCAGCCUGACUGUACCAAAAACUGCACCUGCUGGCUCAAACCCGUUUGAAGAUGAUGAAGAUGAAGUGGAGGAGACGGCCGUGGAGCAGGAGACCACUGUCAACCACACCGUUGUGAAUAAAGAGGAAAUAAAAACUGCAAGCAGUAUGGAGAAGACUCCAGACUGGUCAGAUGAGGACACAGUUGGUAACCCUUUCUCAGCCAACGGUGAGGGUAAUCCAUUUGAGGAAGAGCCUGCCUCUCCAGUCAUAUCUGUGCCUGUCAGAGCUCUCUACGACUACGAGGGACAGGAGCAGGAUGAACUGAGCUUCAAAGCAGGUGAGGAAUUUACCAAAAUUGGUGAAGAAGAUGAUCAGGGCUGGUGCAAAGGCAGGCUCAAGGAUGGACAAACGGGCCUCUAUCCUGCUAACUAUGUGGAAGACAUCCAGUAAUGAAUUGCCACUGAUGAAACAAAUGUGAAGAAUGAAGAAGAAUGUGUUUUAUGAAACUUGACAUUAUCAACCCUCUUCUCCUUGUUUGAGGACUGGUUUGGAGUUGGAGAACAUAGAGGUUGGAGAGCUUAGGACCACUUUAGUCACUUCUUAUCCGGGGAUUAAGUGGAAAUUAACCGCAAGUUUCCAGAUGAUUUCAGGAAGAUCUGAAAAGGCUUGCUGUCAGUGUAAGCUGUUACUUAGAAUCCCAUUUAUGCUGUUACAGAAAUAGCUAUUCAAGUAUAUACUAGAUGAGACUGAAUGACAUGUAUGUGUGAAUUUGUGUAUAAUUUAAACAAAACACUGGGAUGACAGCCUGACAUAGUCUUGCAUGCAAAACACAGCCUUAAUAUGAAAGCCAGUUUUUAAUUCAUUAAGGGAAUUGAACCUUUUUAUAACCAUAAUUUACCAUUUCUGCCAAUAGAAUCCAGUCCAUAAAUGUUUUAUUAAUUGGCCUUUAAUGAGAUUUUGAGCUUUGUUUUAAAUUUAGCAUUUAGAUUCUCUCAUUCCUUUCAGGGUCUUUUUUUUUUUUUUUUUUUCUUUCUUUUAAAUAUAUAAAUAAGGAAUGGUAAAUCCUCACUCACAUCGCCUGCAUCUAUAUUCAUGGGUAGACUUACUUAAGUCACUCCAGCUGAAUGUUUAUCCACUGAUUGUAUUUUCUCACUCAUUGAUUGUUCACUUUUACUGCAGCCACUGAUCCAAUCCCUCCCCAUCUGAAAACCCCUUCUCAUGCCUUUCUCACACAUCUGAUUGUAGUGGGGUUUUGUUUUGUUUUUUCUUUUCCCCAUGCAACACUGAGUUUAUAAGAAUUCUCACUUGAAUCUUCUAUUUAGUUCUCUCACUCCUUGUCACGUGCCAGGUUAUGGGAGAAUAUUUUAUUGUUUAUAAGAUAUAUUUCAUGUAUAUAGCAACGAAACCACAGACAAGUAUCGUAUUGCAUACAUGGAUGUAAAUUAAGCAUAUUAGAACAAAUCAUUCUGAUUGGAGGUUAUACAGUUAGAGAUUAAUUUGUCACAAGUGCUUUUGUUGCUGGAAUGCUGUGAUCACAAAUCAGUUCAUGUACAUUAAUUGAAUGUUUAUGGCAAAUAUCCAACUGUUCUUGCUAUAUUUAGAUCAGAAGGUCAGAGGAGUCGAACUAAGCACCAAGGAAUGAGAAGGAAUAAUUAAAUUUUCUUCGAGAUUUUCUGUUGACUUAUGACAUUUCACAACCUUCAUGCAGUUUGGAGUAAUGAGCUACAUAUUUUUUCACAAAUGCAACUCAUAAAUGCACCAAUAAAAUCUUACUUUUGAUGCCUA
Archocentrus centrarchus (flier cichlid) is the source of this 2976-nucleotide messenger RNA. It is a transcript of the gene pacsin2, whose product is annotated as protein kinase C and casein kinase substrate in neurons 2. Gene Ontology annotation, cellular component: plasma membrane; endosome; cytoplasm. Gene Ontology annotation, biological process: regulation of endocytosis; plasma membrane tubulation; cytoskeleton organization. Bases 181 to 1641 code for a protein of 486 amino acids. Lineage: Eukaryota; Metazoa; Chordata; Actinopteri; Cichliformes; Cichlidae. The record is from RefSeq and is a predicted model, not a curated record. The transcript has 11 exons. Gene Ontology annotation, molecular function: protein binding; phospholipid binding.